GCGAUCUCGACUGUUUUCAGACACUUCGAGGCAAUCGGAAGAUUGCUGUUUUUGCAGCAGAUUUGGCACAUGGCAGCAUCUAGCAGCGCGGCGCGGCGUCCCUAUAUCCACCUUGCACUCGUGCAGCAGCGGCAGCGCAUGCGCGUUGCAUCGGGACGGCGCGCGAGGCCCUGCAAUUGGGGCUGCCCUGUGAACGCCCCACCGCGCAGGCACGCUGCGGCUCCUCGCGCUCGCGCUGUCCGCGGCGACAGCGCGGGCCGCCUGCCCGGCGGCCACGCUGGACUUCGUCAUCAACGAGGGCGACGCGGCCCACGAGGCCUACGCCGCGGACAUCGCCGCCGAACUCACCAAGCUCGGCCUGGCGGUCAACAUGAGGCCCCUCGACAAAGACGCGAAGAACGCGGCCAUGGUCAACGGCGACUACGACCUCGUCUUCUCGGAGACGUGGGGCGCGCCCUACGACCCGCACUCGUACGUCAAAUCGUGGGCCUCCCCCGACGAGGCGCACUACAGCGCGCUGCCGACCGCGGGCAUCGACCGGGUCGCCUUCGAGGCCCAGGUCGACGCCGUGCUCUCGGAGAUGGACGAGACGGAGCGCCAGAGCAAGUGGACGGCGCUCCUCUCGGAGAUCCACUACGACGUCCUGCAUUUACCCCUCUGGGGCAAGCGCAUUCCCUCCCUGGUCAACAACGCGCGCCUCUCGGGCUACGUGCCCGGCGCGCAGCAGUACGACUACCCGCUCCACAAGGUGACCGUCCUCGACGCCGACAAGACCGUGAAGGUGGCGCCGGGCGCCCAGACGGGCCUGUUCGCGUCCGUCGGCCGCCUCGACCCGCACAGCUACCGGCCGAACGAGUUCUUCGCGAACAACUGGGUCUACGAGGGCCUCAUCGCCUACGGCGUAGGCGGUACGCUGGAGCCGGCGCUCGCGACGGCGUGGACGUCGACGGUGAACUCCGACGGCGGCGAGACGGUCCGCUUCACGCUUCGCACGGGCGUCAAGUUCCACGACGGCGCGGACUUCGACUGCGCGGCCGUGAAGCUCAACUUCGACCACGUCUUCGCGGAGGAGCUCACGACCGGUGACUGGCACGGGUGGUACGGCCUGCCGGAAGUGUACAAGGACUGUUCGUGCGACGGCGAGACGUUUGUGCUGAACACGAAGAAGGCCUACUACCCGCUCCUGCAGGAGCUCUCGUACAUCCGCCCGCUGCGCAUGCUCUCGCCGACGGCGUUCGUCGGAGGCGCCGCCAGUGACCCCGUGACGCAGAACUCGUGCCCGACGGGCUGGGACGCCGACCUUUCGACGAUCACGUGCGCCGGCACGACGGCCAUCGCCGGCACGGGCCCGUGGAAGUUCGAGUCGCGCACGGCGAGCGCCGACAGCACCGACGACGACGUACAAGAUGAUCUGGUCGUCUUCGCGGCGAACGCGGACUACUGGGGGACCACGGGGGACAUCGAGAAGCUGCACGUCGUGAAGUACGCCGACUCGGCGGCCGUCAAGGCCGCGCUCGAAGCCGGGACCCUCGACGCCGUGGUCGGCGCCGGGGUGCUCGCGCCCGCGGACGAGGAGGCGCUCGGGGCCCAGGCCGGCUUCGACCUCGCGUACGGCGAGCUGUCGCAGAACUCGGUGAUCAUCAUGAACAUCGCCGACGCGGACAUGCGGCAGGCGGUGGUCCAGGCCAUCGACAGCGACCCGAUCAUCGCCAGCGAGCUGAACGACGCGUACCAGCCCACGGGCCGGCUGUUCCCGGCGACGCUGCCGUACUGCGACGUGACGCUGGCCGAGGUCGACUACGACCUCGAGAAGGCCAAGCGGGUCAUCGACAUCGACCUCCUCUGCCCCGCCGACAGCAAGAAGAAGGGCGACGACGGCCUGAGCGGCGGCAUCGUCGCGCUCAUCGUGAUCCUCGUGGUCGUCCUCGCCCUCGUCGUCGCGUUCGUCGGCUACGUCGUGAUGAAGGAGAAGGCCGGCGAGCCCCUCUUCAUGGAGGUGACGACCAAGACGCCCCUCCAGGAGAAAGUCUGAUCUCCCCGCGGUCACGCGACUCACGCCCUCCUUCCCCCCCCGCUUGCAAGCUAGCGUAAAGUUCUGAGGGUCAUUGC
Molecule: messenger RNA, 2109 nt
Organism: Pelagomonas calceolata
Lineage: Eukaryota; Pelagophyceae; Pelagomonadales; Pelagomonadaceae
Source: the annotation of a GenBank genome assembly